UAUAAAUACAGCCGGUUGGGGACCGUUGAUUUCAUUCGUUUCAUCGACUGAACUGAAAAAUGUCUGGAAGAGGAAAAGGUGGGAAGGGACUCGGUAAAGGAGGCGCCAAGCGUCACCGUAAAGUUCUCCGUGAUAACAUCCAGGGCAUCACCAAGCCCGCCAUCCGCCGUCUGGCUCGCCGCGGCGGAGUGAAGCGUAUCUCCGGUCUCAUCUACGAGGAGACCCGAGGUGUGCUCAAGGUGUUCCUGGAGAACGUCAUCCGUGACGCCGUCACAUACACCGAGCACGCCAAGAGGAAGACGGUGACCGCCAUGGAUGUGGUGUACGCUCUGAAGAGACAGGGCCGCACCCUGUACGGCUUUGGAGGCUAAACAACGAUCUGACA
Molecule: messenger RNA, 385 nt
Organism: Perca flavescens (yellow perch)
Lineage: Eukaryota; Metazoa; Chordata; Actinopteri; Perciformes; Percidae
Product: histone H4
Exons: 1
Coding region: 60-371 (103 amino acids)
Cellular component (GO): nucleosome
Molecular function (GO): protein heterodimerization activity; DNA binding; structural constituent of chromatin
Source: RefSeq, a predicted model, not a curated record